This is a messenger RNA of Seminavis robusta, 834 nucleotides long. The record is from the annotation of a GenBank genome assembly. Lineage: Eukaryota; Bacillariophyta; Bacillariophyceae; Naviculales; Naviculaceae.
AUGCAUCACGGCAAAUGGACCUCAGAGGAAGAGGCCUACGUUGAGGUCUUGACAGAGGCAUUCAAGGCUGGCAUAGUGCCAAUUCCUGAGGGCGCGACCCUUCGUGUAUUCCUUGCAAGUAUGCUAAACUGCCCAACGAAGCGCAUCUCAAAGAAAUUUGUCGGUACGAAUUAUCAUGGCAAGAGGGCCUACGUUCGUAAGCGUGUUGGAGAGUACGAUCCCGAGGUUGCCAAGGGUAUCCGCGAGCGAUUGCGUGAGAUGGAAGGAAGGUUCAUCAAGUCCCUGAAACCUCAGAAGCGAACUCCCCAGCGACCACUACAAAAGGAGGAACCCGCAGAGACAAAGAGGGUAUUCGAAGCGAGGUCUGAAGAUCCCACUGACAUGCUCAGAUCACCUCUUGGGGCGCGCCCUCAGGGACAUUCGCAACGUGUGAAAAUCUCCUUGGCCGUUCCAGCAGCCAAACCAGCAGUGACAGGAACUGUCGGCCAGGCAACGAACACCCCCCUCCUGGGGCGCUUCGAAGAAUGUCUCCGGGCUGCAAUGGAGAAUCUGAGGACCAAACCGGCCCCCGCCACGACCGCAGCAACAUUGUUCACGAAGACGAGCAACGAACCAGCGACUGGAACGUCAACUAAUGACUUCAUUCUCGCUAUGCUUAAUCAGAGACUUCCUCCCCCAACCGCAUCGUUGCAGACACUGGAUGCAGCGACCGGUCCCUCAUCGAAAGCGUUCACGAACUCUCUUUUCCGCAGCCUCCAACUCCAACAGAAAUUGGGCAACACCACCGCGCAGUUGAAGGCGGCCAUGGGACCUCCCACCAUGCCCAAGAACUAA